CUAGCAAGGGAAAGCAAAGUGCCGCUGGCUAAGCUGGGGAUGGUUUUUGCAAGUUAUGGGCAGUGUUCACUAGAGCAGCAGCUUGGCAUCCUGCAUAAAGGGUUUGUUGCAUUGACCCCUUGGAGAGUGUAUCAUCUGACUUCUCUCAUAAUACUUGGAGUGUUAAUUCUUCAGAUAAUGAAGGAUUUGGUAUUCUCAAAAAUAAAGGGUGCACAGCUUUGGAGGACCAUCACUGGCAACUGGAAAGUCACCGAUUCCAGUCAAGACUACAGACUCAGAAUAAAUCAGUGCAUUUCAGAAGCACUGAUGAAUUUAUUUGCAUUUCUUCAAGAAAUGUCCCACUUUAAGGAACAAAACCCUGGCAAGUUUUGCCUUCUAGUCUGCAGCAUAUGUACAUUUUUCACUGUCUUGGGAAGUUACAUUCCUGGAGUUGUCCUCUCCUAUGUCUUGUUAUUGUGUGCCUUUUUAUGUCCUUUCCUUAAGUGCAAUGAGUUUGGACAAAAACUGUGCAGCAAAAUAAAGGCAGUUCUGAUGAAACUAGAUUUUGGAAUAGUGGAAUAUAUCAACCAGAAGAAAAAAGAGAGAUCUGAAACAGCAAAAACAAAACCCACAGAAGAUGACAGUGAAUUAGACAUAUCAGCUCUGUGUCCAAAGGUUAGUCCUGCAAUUGUUGCCAAAGAGCUGUCAGUGUCUGACACAGAUGUCUCAGAAGUAUCCUGGACCGAUAAUGGGACCUUUAACUUAUCUGAGGGGUAUUCUCCACAGACAGACACAUCUGAUGAUUUUGACCGACCUAGUGAUCAUGAAGAAGCUUUCGCUAGAGAUCUUUUAGAAUUCCCCUCUUUAGAAAAUGGUGCCGGCACAAAUGAUGACGAUGACUCAAGCAUCGGUUUGCCCACCCAGCAAAAACGAAGGAAAGAGCAAACUGAUGUGAAGGCGGAUCACAGACAGAGUAAAGAGAGACCAUCCACUGCAGGGUUGUCCUUGCCUUUGACCACUGACCAAACCUUUAAUUUAAUGAGUGGAAUUGCUGGCGAUGUCAUCACAGCUGCAGUGUCUGCUGCCAUCAAAGACCAGCUGCAGUCCCUACAGCAAGUUCCCUCUCAGGCAGUGCCCAGUUUGAGCGAGGAGACAGACACAGAGGAAGCUGAUGACUUUGAACUGCUUGACCAGUCUGAGCUAGAGCAGAUUGAGAAAGAAUUGGGACUUUCACAAAGUCAAGAAGCAGAAUCCCAGGAAAAGAAAAAGUCUUCAGGCUUCCUUUCAAAUCUGCUUGGAAGUCAUUAACCUGGAAUUUGCAGCUGGUAACACAGAAGAAAUUCAACAAAAAAAAAAAAA
Cyanistes caeruleus (blue tit) is the source of this 1338-nucleotide messenger RNA. It is a transcript of the gene RETREG1, whose product is annotated as reticulophagy regulator 1. Gene Ontology annotation, cellular component: endoplasmic reticulum membrane. The record is from RefSeq and is a predicted model, not a curated record. Gene Ontology annotation, biological process: negative regulation of neuron apoptotic process; reticulophagy. NCBI's taxonomy places the organism in Eukaryota, Metazoa, Chordata, Aves, Passeriformes, Paridae.